Tarenaya hassleriana is the source of this 879-nucleotide messenger RNA. RefSeq names its product nicotinamide/nicotinic acid mononucleotide adenylyltransferase. The transcript is spliced from 9 exons. NCBI's taxonomy places the organism in Eukaryota, Viridiplantae, Streptophyta, Magnoliopsida, Brassicales, Cleomaceae. Gene Ontology annotation, molecular function: nicotinamide-nucleotide adenylyltransferase activity; nicotinate-nucleotide adenylyltransferase activity. The record is from RefSeq and is a predicted model, not a curated record. Gene Ontology annotation, biological process: NAD+ biosynthetic process. Bases 101 to 820 code for a protein of 239 amino acids.
CUCGACUCCAUCGUCUUCGUCUUCUACUUUCUGGGAUUCUCGUAUUGUUUUGAAGAACAAAAUUUUCACUUUAAGAGGACAGAUUCGAUCAUCAGUCCCUAUGGAUGUCCCUCUUCCAGUCGAAAAAUUAUCUCUUGGAUUGGAAUCUGAGGACAAGAAGAUUCAUGUAGUGCUUGUUGCAACCGGGAGUUUCAAUCCUCCCACUUUCAUGCACUUACGCAUGUUUGAGCUGGCGAGGGACGCACUGCAAUUGGAGGGAUAUCGCGUUGUUGGAGCCUAUAUGUCUCCUGUGAAUGAUGCAUACAAGAAGAAGGGCCUUCUGCCUGCAGAGCAUCGGUUACAGAUGUGCAAUCUCGCAUGCCAAAGCUCCGAUUUCAUAAUGGUCGAUCCAUGGGAGGCAGCUCAGGACAGCUACCAGCGAACUCUGACAGUUCUGUCCAGGUUUAAGAGUUUCCUGAGACACAAUGGGCUUGUACCCGAGGAAUCCCUCAGAGUCAUGCUUGUUUGUGGUGCCGAUCUGCUCCAUUCUUUCACCAUUCCCGGAGUUUGGAUUCCUGAACAGGUAAAGACGAUUUGUAAAGAUUAUGGUAUUGUCUGCAUCCAUAGAGAGGGACAAGAUGUUGAGAAAAUCAUCUCUGAGGACGAAAUCUUAAACGAAACCAAGGACAAUAUUAGACUCGUCGAUGAUCUCGUGCCUAACCAGAUAAGUUCAACGAGGUUGAGGGAAUGCAUUUCAAGAGGGUUAUCCAUAAAGUACCUGACUGAAGAUGGAGUCAUAGAUUACAUCAGACAGCACCAACUAUACCUUAAGCAGUGUUGACAUAUAUAAUAUAUAUGGAUCAAAUAUAUUUGGAUCAAAUAAGAUCAUCAUUCCAAAGA